Messenger RNA from Schistosoma bovis, 1884 nucleotides. NCBI's taxonomy places the organism in Eukaryota, Metazoa, Platyhelminthes, Trematoda, Strigeidida, Schistosomatidae. The record is from the annotation of a GenBank genome assembly.
AUGCUGUCCGCUGAUAAGUUCAAAACUGAUGGGAAUCAAACCUUCGGAUUUUAUUGCUAUCCUACAAGAUUGGAAUUAUAUACUACUUAUAUCACUAUAAGUAGUUUACAACACAUUACUACUACUACUACUACUACUACUACUACUACUACUACUACUACUACUACUACUACUACUACUACUACUACUACUACUACUACUACUACUACUACUACUACUACUACUACUACUACUACUACUACUACUACUACUACUACUACUACUACUACUACUACUACUACUACUACUACUACUACUACUACUACUACUACUACUACUACUACUACUACUACUACUACUACUACUACUACUACUACUACUACUACUACUACUACUACUACUACUACUACUACUACUACUACUACUACUACUACUACUACUACUACUACUACUACUACUACUACUACUACUACUACUACUACUACUACUACUACUACUACUACUACUACUACUACUACUACUACUACUACUACUACUACUACUACUACUACUACUACUACUACUACUACUACUACUACUACUACUACUACUACUACUACUACUACUACUACUACUACUACUACUACUACUACUACUACUACUACUACUACUACUACUACUACUACUACUACUACUACUACUACUACUACUACUACUACUACUACUACUACUACUACUACUACUACUACUACUACUACUACUACUACUACUACUACUACUACUACUACUACUACUACUACUACUACUACUACUACUACUACUACUACUACUACUACUACUACUACUACUACUACUACUACUACUACUACUACUACUACUACUACUACUACUACUACUACUACUACUACUACUACUACUACUACUACUACUACUACUACUACUACUACUACUACUACUACUACUACUACUACUACUACUACUACUACUACUACUACUACUACUACUACUACUACUACUACUACUACUACUACUACUACUACUACUACUACUACUACUACUACUACUACUACUACUACUACUACUACUACUACUACUACUACUACUACUACUACUACUACUACUACUACUACUACUACUACUACUACUACUACUACUACUACUACUACUACUACUACUACUACUACUACUACUACUACUACUACUACUACUACUACUACUACUACUACUACUACUACUACUACUACUACUACUACUACUACUACUACUACUACUACUACUACUACUACUACUACUACUACUACUACUACUACUACUACUACUACUACUACUACUACUACUACUACUACUACUACUACUACUACUACUACUACUACUACUACUACUACUACUACUACUACUACUACUACUACUACUACUACUACUACUACUACUACUACUACUACUACUACUACUACUACUACUACUACUACUACUACUACUACUACUACUACUACUACUACUACUACUACUACUACUACUACUACUACUACUACUACUACUACUACUACUACUACUACUACUACUACUACUACUACUACUACUACUACUACUACUACUACUACUACUACUACUACUACUACUACUACUACUACUACUACUACUACUACUACUACUACUACUACUACUACUACUACUACUACUACUACUACUACUACUACUACUACUACUACUACUACUACUACUACUACUACUACUACUACUACUACUACUACUACUACUACUACUACUACUACUACUACUACUACUACUACUACUACUACUACUACUACUACUACUACUACUACUACUACUACUACUACUACUACUACUACUACUACUACUACUACUACUACUACUACUACUACUACUACAUAUUCAUUUAUAUUAUUAAAAAUGUCAAGUUUUUAA